UAUUGGCUCAUUUCAGCUAGCGGUCUUGUUUGGAUUCGGGAAAGGAGUUAGCUUCGUCUCCUGCUUCGUCUUCUUUCAUAUUUUUGAGUCGUGUAAUGGCUAGGAGCGGCGUGUGGGCGUAGAAGGGCGUACAGUGAUCCCGUGUGCUGCGUGAGGACAGGGUAGGAAGUCAGCAGUGAGCACCAUGUCAGACAACAUCAAGGUCACAGUUCGGGUGCGUCCCUUCAUCAAGAGAGAGUUGGGUGAUGCAGCGCCCGCCUCACAUUGGGACAUUCAGGAUGACCAUGGCAUAGUACAGGUCCACCCUGCCUCCUGCAAGCCACUUAGUACUCCCUACAUAUUUGAUGAUGUGUUUGGCCCUGACAUGCAGAACGAGGAUGUGUACCGGGAGGUGGCAAUGCCCAUCAUUGAGUCAGCCCUCACUGGCUUCAAUGGCACUAUCUUUGUGUAUGGACAGACAUCGUCAGGCAAGACCUUCACCAUGAUGGGGACCGUCAGCAGUCCAGGCAUUGUUCCCUUGGCUGUGCAGAACAUUUUUCGCAUCAUUAGGACAACCCCGGACCGUGAGUACUUGAUCAGAGCCUCGUACAUGGAGAUCUACAAUGAGAAUAUCUCCGACCUUGGCAGGGCAGGACACCAAGGGGCGCUCUCUCAACAUCCGCGAAGACCUGUCAGGGGCUGUAUUAAUGUGGGUGACUUGAAAGAGGAGUAUGCCAACUGUGAGGAGCAGUUGCUGAAGAUUAUCAAGAGAGGAGAGAAGAAUAGACACACGGCCAGCACUAAUAUGAAUGAACGCAGCUCCCGUUCUCACACCAUCUUCCGCCUGAUUUUGGAGUCUCGGGAGCGUGGGGAUGAGGCUCAAGAGGAAGGGGCCGUCACCGUGUCUCAUCUCAACCUGGUGGACUUGGCUGGCUCAGAGAAUGCCUCCCAGUCUGGGGCAACAGGCGAGAGGCUGCGGGAGGGAGGAUUCAUCAACAAGUCCCUCUUCAUGCUUGGCCGGGUCAUCUCUCAGCUCAGCGAGGGAGAGUCCUUUGUGAACUUCCGUGACUCCAAGCUGACCCGGAUUCUGCAGACGUCCCUCGGUGGCAACUCCAAGACUGCCAUCAUCUGCACAGUGACCCCCGCAGCUGUGGAGCAGACACACUCCACCCUCAGGUUUGCGUCACGUGCCAAGGCAAUCAAGAACAAGCCAGUAGUGAAUGAGGUGCUUUCGGACGCAGCGCUGCUGAAGCGUUACGCCCGAGAGAUAAAGGCCCUGCAGCACACCCUGGCCCUGGAAAGGAACACGGACAAGAACCAGGAGGUGGAACAGGUGCGGGAGAUGUUUGAGGAACAGGCAAGGAGGAAUGAGGAGCUGCAGGCCAAAGUGAUGGAGCUGCAGACAAAACUUGUUGUGUCCAGUCUACCCCGAGGCUGCCCCCGGAACCCGAUGGACAAGAAGAAGAAGAAGGCCAGGCGUGAGACAUGGUGCGCCCCUGCCAUCCGCAACAGCCGCAUGAGCCUGGGCCACCCCCUGCUGCCCACCCUGCCCUCGUGUGUAGAGGAGCACAAGUUUGUCCAGCCAAGGCUUCCACCCUGGACAGAGACGAGCAUCUGUUCAGAGAGUGCCUGCUCUGACACUUCUCUGUAUAAUAUUGAGAACUCCCUUAGCCAGGAAGAAUUUGGCAAGGAUGACAUCAGCUUUGUUCUCAAUCAGGCAGAGAAGUCCAAGUUAGACAGGCAGGAUUUCUUGCCACUGGAUUCCCCUUACAUGGUGAACACAAGCAGGAGGAAGAAAAGGAGAGUGAAAUUUGAUGUUGCUCCUUCACCACCCCAGGCCUCAGACAUUGGCUGUCAGACAGAGGAGAGCCUGAUGCCGCAGAUGAGACUGUUUGCUCAAAGUUUGCCCAGCACCCCACAAGGCACUCCACUGUCUGUCAAGUUGCCUGGCACUCCCAGCACUCCCUCCCACGUCCUGCGGGCGCGGAACCAGGAACUGCGGGAUAAGCUGAGGGAGAAGGAAGACUGGCUCAGUGACUGGCAGAGGGAGAUGGAGACCCUGAAGGAGUUCCACCGCCUGGAGAUCAAGACCCUGGAGGAGAGUUUUGAUGGGAAGGUUGCUGCCUUCACUGAGAAUCACCCACGUCUUGAGGCAUCAGCACAGGAAACAGAGCACCUAAAGGAGAUAGCGUCACUGAGGCGAUCCGUGCAGGACUACGAGCAGCUGUUGAUGGACGCCAACCGGGAGCUGUCCCUCAACGUGCAGAACUCAGCAGACUUACAGAGGCAGCUAGAGACACUCAGUGAGGAGAACAUCCAGCUGUCGGGGCUGCAGGAGGAGGUGGUGAAGCUGCGGGAUGAGAACAAGAUGCUCAAGAAGGAUUUGGAGGUGAAGGAAUGCCGCCUGAGCAAAUGUGAGAAUGAGAGGAAUGACUUUGAUAUGGAGAUGGAAUUAGCAUUGGAGAAGCAGAAGCAGAAGGAGGCGUAUCUGCAGAACAAUCUGGAGGAGGCGUGGAAGGAGAUAGCAGCAUAUGAGAAAGGGGAUGUGGAGGAGGUGAAGAAGAAUUGGCAACGAUUGGCUGAAUUGGAGUUGAUGGUGUCUACUGCCACUACAGCACAGGGCACAACCCAGAGCAGUGACGCCCUUGACCAGCAGCUGGUGAAGGUGCAGCAGGAGGCUGACGAACUGCGGGUGGAGCUGCUGGAGGUAUCCCAGCAGAUGGAGCAGGUGAAGAAGGAGAAUGAUGAGCUGAGGCAGGAGGUGAAGGAUCUCCAGGAACACCUGAGUGAAGUGCUGUCCAGACAAGGCUCUGACAGAAUACUCUCACUGAAGGAGGAGGUGGAGAACUUAAAGAAGAGACUGGAGGAGGCAGAGAAGAUACAGCAGCAUAAAGUUGAAGGAGAGGAAGAGAUGCGUCUUUCUCCUCCCAUUGAAGUUAUGUCUGACAGAAGAGGAGGAGAGGAGGGGAGCACAAUGGUCUCCCAGGACUUCUCACGUGCCCUCUCAGAAACCAUACAGGCACUGGAGGAAUCCAUCUGUGUUGCCACUCCAGGCAGGCACUCCUUUGGGACUUGGCUUGACAAUCUGUCUCCCAGGGACCUUGAAGCAGCCAGGCCUCUGGUGGAGACUCUGAAGGCAGGACUCUCAGCGCUGCAGGAACACAUGCAGGUGAUGGAGCAGCAGCAGCAGGAGACAGCCUAUGCCACAGACCACUGCCUGCAGAUUGCUGCUGAGAUGGAAAAAGAGCUCAACACAUGGAAGAUUCAGGAGUCCUUCAUAGGAGACUAUGUCCUUCAUGCCAUAUCUUCAAGGCAACCAAAACAGAGCAGCACACAUGCCUGCCCUUCUCCACCCCAUGGGAAAUCUGAGGAGGCUGUACACAAGGCUGUGGAGGAGGCAUGCUCUCAGCUCAAGGCAGAAUAUGAAGCCAAGCUUACCGCCUUUGAAAAUCGAGGUCGAUUUAACAGCAAGAGUGAAAGUCUCUACUUCUCAUUUUCCCUUGAGAAUGACACUCCAUCAGGUGUGCCAGGACAGAGUGAGCGGCGUGAGGACACCAUGCUGGAUGCGUCCUUCUUCAGCCUUGGCUCUCACUUCAACAACACAGAGGUGAAGGAGCUGAAAGGACAGCUGGAGCUCCUUACACAGGAAAAUAGUGAACUUCUGAAUCUAGUGAAAGCACUACAGGAUGCUGGUAAUGCAACUCCUCUUGCUGCUGCUGCAGUGGAGGGAAAGACCAGGACUCCUCCAGACACUUGCAUAUCAGAACCUGUGUGUCCUGAGGGGAAGUGUGCCUUGGAUGGUGUGUCAUGGGAACAAGAAGUAGAAAGUGCAAAUCCAUCAUCUGAGCCACCUUCAGCAACUCCUCAGUCCUUGGCAGAUGAAUUGCGACAGGCUGGAAUGAACUUGACAAUGCUGAAUGAAACCUUUGAGACCUCAGUGGUGGUGCCUGCGAGUGUUACCAAUCCCAACUCAGACACACUGGAGCUCAGACAGCAGCUGUGUGUGCUGGAGCAGGAGAAGGUUCAGCUGCAGGAUAAAGUUUGCAGUUUACAAGAUACCUUAAGGCAGAUGAAGGAAAAGAAAAGUUCUAUCAUUGAAAAAUCAGCAGAGGAGGAAACUGUUUAUAUUGACCAAUUGGAGAGUGAGGUGCAGAGGCUAAAGGAAGAGUGCCUUACCCAGACCACCCAUAUAAAGACACUUCAGGAUGAAAUGAACUCCAGGAACUCUGUUAACAAAAUAGAAAUCCAGGAUUCAACAGCCACCAUCAUAGAGGAAGAAAAAAUGAAAUCAGAAUGGAAGGUGUAUGAACUGGAAGAAAAACUUGGAUACCAAAAUUUUGCUGAGAAGGAGAAGCAGGAAGAAGUCAACCAUUUGAGAGAUCAGAUCAAGAAGCUGGAGGAGGAAAAACUGAGCAUGGAGACAAAGUUGUUGACGCUUGAGGAGAAAUUAAGUUGCAUGAGCCUGAUAGAAGAAGAAUUGCACAGCCUUCAGUGGCAGGUCACCACUCUGAAGGAGGAGAAGUCAGUUCUGGAGAAGGAACUCAUUUUCAUGCAGGAUGAGGUUGAGAAAUUGACAGAACAGAAUGAACAGCUAUCUUACAAGACUGAGUGUAAGGCCCAAGUGGAGGCUGAUGGAGCCAAGGAGAGCAAUGCAGGCCCAACAUCAGACCAUGCUGACACUGAGAUUGAGAAUGCAAGUGUCCUGCAGCAAAAGACCAAGGAAUUAGAGGAAGCAAAGGAGGAAAUUGAAGUACUCAAACAGGAAGUAGAGAAGAUGCACAGAGUGUCAGAAGAAAGCUGUGCGGACGUGAAGAAUGAAGACAAUGCAAAGGAAGUGGAAGAGAAAAUUAUGGAAUUACAAGAAUCCAAGGAGAAGAUUGAGUAUCUGAAAGAGGAAAUAGAGAAAGUCUCUGCAAAAUGCCAAAAUGAAUUGGCUGAAAAGGAGAAUGAACUGGAGAUGAUGAUAACAAACUUCAUGGAGAAGGAAGAAGCUUUCGAGAACACAGAGAAGCAGCUAAAGAGAGCCAAUAUAGAUUUGAAGGAUUCUCUAGCCAACAAAGAUUUAGAGCUUCAGAAUAUUAGGAAUAAACAUGAGGAAGAAUAUGUUAAAGUUACUGCUGAGCUGGAGGAGAUGAAAAAAACCUUAAUUAAGAAAGAUCUGGAGCUUCAGAGAGUCAAUUCACAGCUGGAUCAAAUGAAGGCAGAGGCAGACCACAUGCCAGAUAACAAAGUAAUGUCUGAGCUUGAGGAAAAUCUGCAGACACUCAAGCAAGAGUAUGUUGACCUUCAAGCCCAGAGUGAAGAAAAGUUAGUGAAGGCUCAGGCAAGUGUGAGAAAGUUUGAGGAGAAAUAUAAUAGCUGUCUUCAGGACUACAUUGCCGCAUCACAAGCCUGUGAGGAGAACAGAUUGAUGCUCAUCAAGUCUGAGGAGGAAAAGGAGAUCUUGAAGGAGAAACUUGAUAGUGAGGUAAAAAGAUAUGAAGAAGAAAAAGGGGCUCUACAGUUGAAAUAUGAAAAUGAACGGCACAAAUCUGAGUUGGAGAAAGAAAACCAUGAAAGCAAGGUGAAGAAAUAUGAAGAGGAAAAGGAAAAUCUAUGGCUCAAGUAUGGAAAUGAACUACAGAGAUCUGAGUUAGAGAAGGAAAAGCAUGAAAGUGAGGUGAAGAAAUAUGAAGAAGAAAGAGAAAACCUGCGACUCAGGUAUGAAAAUGAACUACAACAGUCAGAGGAGGAGAAAGAAAACCUGACUGUCAAAUACAAGUGUGAGAUACAGAAACAUGUGGAGCAGAAAGAAAACUUGAAACUGAAAUAUGAGAGUGAGAUAGCGAGUGCCACUGCUGCCGGAGAGUCACGGUCAAGGGAAGCUUUGGGUUUCUCCGUCCAGAGUACCAUGGAGCAGAAACUUGAUGAGAUGGAGACACUGAAGGAUAGUCUGGAAGAGAAGGUGAAGGAGUGUGACUGCCUGAAGGACACUGUGGACAACCUGAAGGUGGUACUGGGCAAGAAGCAAGAGGAGCUGCUUAAGUUGACAGCAGAGCAUCAGGAGGAGGUGGCGUUCUAUGUGGACAACCUCAGUGAGAAGGAGAAAGUGGCAAAGGAUCUUGAAAAUGAGACAAGGAGGAGAAGUGAGGAGGUGGCCAGCCUGACCUCUGCCCUCACUGCCAAGGAUCACCGCCUCCACAGACUAGAAAAAGACUUGGCCAACACGCAGAAGGAACUGGAAGAUAAAGAAACUGAGCUACAUGAUGGCAUGGAUCGUUUGAGGAAAGACUAUGAAGAGGUGUGUGCUGAGAAGAGUAGGAUGAGUGAAGACAUGAGGAGCCUGGAGGAAGCCAAGGAGACCAUCACUUAUAAAUGCUCCAGUCUCAGGGCACAGUUGGACAACCUUGAGGAGGACUUCUUGCAAAUUAAAGAGGAACUUGAGGCUGGGAAGAAAGAAAUCCAGUUAAAGCAGGAAGUUAUUUGCUCUCUUGAAGCUGCACAGGAGAGACUAAAGGAGGAGUUGGACAGUGUUAGGACAAAGGAGACUGAACUUCUAGACCAGCAGGUGACCAGUUCACACAAGAUUGAAAAGCUUCUUGAGGAGAUUGAAAAGUACAAGUGUGAGAUGUUUGAGAAGGAGAAUCAGAUAGUUGCCAUAAGUGAAGACUUAGCAAGCAAAACAGGAAGUUCAGAGAGACUAGCAAAAGACCUGCAGGAGCUUCAUGAACAGCUUGAAGACAAGUGUAGGGAGCAAGAAGAGGCAGAGAGGAGAUGUGAAGUGCUGGAAGAGAAGCUGGAGAGGUCCAUGGCUGAGGCAGACAAGAUGCAGGGGCAGAUUAUGCAACUGUCUGCAGCAAAGGAUAAGAUUUUGAUCCUUGAGGAGAAAUGCAAAGACUUAGAGAAGAUGUGUGAGUCCAGAAAGGCUCUUGAGAGACAACAGAGGCACCAGCCAGAAGACCUAGAGACAGAUAUGAUGGAAAAUAAAGACUGCAAAAAGAUGAUCCAUAGAGAAACUCCUGGUGAUGCUAGCACCAUGAAGGACAGCAGUGGACAUGCCAAGGCACCAGCUUGUGAGGACUGUAUCCACUAUAAGUCCUUGGUGGAAAGAUUGAAUAGAUUUGUGGAGGAGAAGGAGACAGAGCAUGAGAGGAAGAUGGCUGAAGUAGCAAUACAGCAUAACAAAUCUGUCAAUGUCCCCUCCUUCGACACACCUGCAAACACCUCAACUCAGGGAACCAGGAGGAGUAGGGUGGCACUGAUGGAGCAGAAGAAUGACAGGCUUUCAUUCCAGCUGGUGCAGUGUUAUGAAAAAGUUAAGAGACUAGAGGAGACGCUCGAGAACAUGCGGCGGGCAAAUGGAGUGAUCUCGCAGGAUGUGGAAGUGCAAAAAGAACUGAGCUGGAUGUGGGAGAAGAUGCAGGAGGCUGAGAAGAAGCUGAAGCUCCUUAAUGAGAACUAUGACCUCCUUGAAAUGGAAAAUGAGGAGCUGAGGAAGUCCCUGGAGCAGCAGGAUAGAGAAAAGAAAAUGGAGGCAACAGAAAAUGUGGUAUUGGAGAUGCAGGAGAGAUGCAGUGCUGUAGAAAACAAAUAUAUGUUGCUACAGGAAGAGUACAAGGCUCUACUGGAGAAGUUCAAAUCUGGUGGAAGUGAUAUUAGCUCGAAGGAACAUUAUGACUCCCUGAAGAAUAAUCAUGACUCGUUGAAAGAUGAACUCCACUCACUCCAGAAAAAAUACAGUGCACUACGUGAGAACUACACCAUGCUGCAAGAAACCUACGACACACUACAGGAGACCCACAGGAUGCUGCAAGAGAUCCACAGUUCGGUGCAGGCUGCCCACAACACGCUGCAGGAAACACACAACACCUUGCAGGACAAAUACAACACUGCAAGUGACAGAUUUGAGGCACUACAAGAAAAAUUUAACAGCCUCCUCAAAGCACACAACAGCUCCAGGGAUUCAUCACAUGACAACACCUUGGGCACCAUGCAGCAGGAGCCUCAGUGUGAUGCAGUUGCUGGAAGGCCUCCCAUGGGUGUGGUAGCAGCAGUGAGUCCUCACAGCGAGGCUGGUGACCUCAGGGAGCGUCUGGCUGCUGCAGAGCGGGAGAAUGAUGAACUCAAGUUCCGCCUUAUGGCCAAUGAUGCCCCUUCUAGGAAGAAGGUGCAGUUGCUGAUGGAGGAGCUGAGGAUUGCUGAGAGAAAGAUCUCCCACCUGAAGGGGGAACUGCGGAGACAACAGGAAGCUGGCUGUGGGGACUCCACCAUAUAUGAACUGACUGGCCGGUCCACGCAGCAGCAGGAGGAGGGCAAGGCUAAGUCAGAACCUGACUACUCAUCUGGCAGCAGCAUUGUGAACCAGGUGGUGGUGAUGGAGCUGCAGAACAAGCUGUACCACAUAGAGAAAGACAAGAAGAAGCUGGAGAGUGAGCAGAAGGUGGUGCAGCAGCAUGUGGACCACUACCUGGCCAAGGCAAGGGAGUGGAAGGUGAAGGCCACCAAGGAGGAGCAGGCCGCACAGAAGGCCAGGAAGGAGCGGGAUGAAAUGUAUGAUGAACUGAAGAAAUACCUGGCCAAAGUGGAGGAGCUCAGCAGCAAACUUGAGAGGCAGCAGUUUGAGCUGGGCCAUCAGAGGGAGUUGAUUCAGAAGAUGGAGAAGCAGCCGUCCUCUGCCACCUCUGCCACUCCCAGCUGUGUUCAGGUACCUUGGGCAACACCUGCAUCCAGAGAAUCCAGGGGAGCACCAGUAACACCUGCACUAGCAACCAUAGCUGGAGAAAUAGGGAAAGGGAUGAUGGCAACACAAGCUGCAGGGGAAGGACCAGGAACAGGAACUGAAGGAAAUAUAUCAGCAGCACAAGGUGGAGCAGACGCAGCAAAGGAUAAGGAUAAACAGAGGCAGGAUGAGAGGCCGGCCACCCGCCUGUUGGGGCUACACAAUGCCCCGCUGCCCUACCACACCCGCAUUGAGAAGCUCCCCUUCAUGAAAGAUGUCCAGACCAAAGAAACAAGAGAUGAGGUACCCAUGUGGAAGUCCCGGAAAGAGAAUGAGGACAUCAGCAAGUAUAGACUCCCACCAGAGGAGAGGAGGAAGCCUAGUGAAGACUGCAAGACUCAGUAAUGAAGUCUUGUCCUUCAUCUUCCUGGACAUACCUUAUCAUCACCCCCUCACUGGCCAUCUUGUGUGGUGGUGACCUCAGCAGUUCCUUGUGACAUGAUGGUGUCAUGUACUCCCUCCAGGCUGUGAUGGCAUCCCUGUCUCACCACUGUGGUGUGGGAUGAUGGACACUGGCUUGCCUCACUGAUGGAGCUCAGUCACUCCUGAAGGAACUUUGACUAUUACUUGAGUGUCACAGGAGUGGUCUGGUCUGCUUUUCCCACCUGCCUGUCUGUUUCCAGGUUUUUAGGAAGUUUGCAGAAAAGUAUUUUGUUUUGUUGGAUACUGCAAUUUAAACACCUUGUGUUUUUAUUAUUUUUAUAUACUUUUGAUUUAUAUUUUAUUGUAAUAGAAAUUCCUUCUUGCCUAUCACUGUCCCCAGGUUUUGUAUUUUACAUUGUAUUUUUAAUUUUUAUAUAUAUUUUUAAUUUAUAUUUUAUUGUGAUAGAAAUUUAUUCUUGCCUGUCACUGUCCCCAAGUUUUGUAUGAUUUUACAGACAAGUGUAUUUUGUGUAUGUAUGAUGCUGCAAUGUUUGUUUUUUAUUUUUAUUUAUUUAUUUAUUUUUUUUUCCAGCCAAGGUGAGUGUGUGUGUGUGUGUGUGUGUGUGUGUGGAAUCUCAGAAAUUAGGAUAACUAAGGUGUUAUGGCAUGCCUUAAUACGAGGCGCUUAGAAUUAAAGGUGAUGUGUAGUGUUUUUAAUGUUUCAUUUUAUUAGGAUAACUAUUAAGGUGUGUCAUGCCCUAAUACUUGGCACUUAGAAUUAAAGGUGACAUGUAGUGUUUUUAAUGUUUAAUUUUGUGAUUAAAAACUGGAAACUUCA
Messenger RNA from Scylla paramamosain (green mud crab), 9938 nucleotides. RefSeq names its product centromere-associated protein E-like. Gene Ontology annotation, biological process: microtubule-based movement. NCBI's taxonomy places the organism in Eukaryota, Metazoa, Arthropoda, Malacostraca, Decapoda, Portunidae. The record is from RefSeq and is a predicted model, not a curated record. Gene Ontology annotation, molecular function: microtubule motor activity; ATP binding; microtubule binding.